UGGUAAUCCACUAUUGGGCCUUGACCCAUUGAUUGAGGCUUUUGUUCCAAACAAAACUCAAAACUCUCUCAAUCGGAAAACUCAUACCAGUAGAAAGAAAGAAAUGGCGUCGGCGAUUGUGAGAUCUACUCUUCGAACGGCGCUCCGAGGUGGCGCUCGCGUCAAUCCAGCUUCGACGAGAUCCUUCUCCGCCGGUGCAUCGGCUGAAGAAGAAGCUCGCGAGGCGGCUAAAUGGGAGAAGAUUACCUACGUAGGAAUCGUUGCUUGCACGAUUCUUGCGGCUGUUAAUCUAUCCAAGGGUCAUCCUCAUUUCGAAGAACCUCCUGCGUAUCCAUACAUGCACAUCCGGAACAAGGAGUUUCCAUGGGGACCUGAUGGCCUUUUCGAAGUUAAGGAACACCAUUGAAGCCCCAAUUGGACAUUGCUGAGGGCAUUCAUAAUAAUGAUCAUGUUUUGUUUUCAUUCGGUUGGCUUUUGUUGUUAUUCAAAUUGCAUUCUUGUUAAGCUUGGUACUUGUAUUUGACUUUGCAAGGGAUUGUUUCCUUUUUUACUUUGCUUCUCACAUGCAAACAAGUGUUUGUGAAUACUAAUUGGUUCAAUAAUGAAUGAUUCGCUUAAAAAUCG
Molecule: messenger RNA, 624 nt
Organism: Helianthus annuus (common sunflower)
Lineage: Eukaryota; Viridiplantae; Streptophyta; Magnoliopsida; Asterales; Asteraceae
Product: cytochrome c oxidase subunit 6a, mitochondrial
Exons: 4
Coding region: 104-406 (100 amino acids)
Biological process (GO): mitochondrial electron transport, cytochrome c to oxygen
Cellular component (GO): mitochondrial inner membrane
Molecular function (GO): enzyme regulator activity
Source: RefSeq, a predicted model, not a curated record